AUGAGCACAAAAAAUGAGGGGUCUGAAUAAUUUUAUUCGGAACUCACUGAUUAAGGUGAUGAUUCCAACAUACUAAUAAGCAACCAAGACCCAAUCACAUUGUAUAAUAAAGUAAACUUUGAAUCAUAAGUCUAGUUUAUCAAAGUGUAUAACUUAGAUGAUAAUAAAGUUAAUGGAAUAACUUUAAAUUACAUGACAUCAAGUAAAGUGGUUUAAUUCAUUCAUAACUAUUUAAGGAAUUAUUUGGGAAUAGGUGUCUUUUUAUUAAUUCUGAUUUUGCUUCCUUUUAUCAAUCUAUUAUUUUACAUCUUACUCUUUGUGGCUUGGGCUAAAUUAACAUAGAAUUACGCAAUAUUUCAAUAGAAUAUAGGUAAUAAUUAUAAACCAUUGACUAGGACAGGUCAUGGAUCCCUUUGCAAAUAUGAUUGAAAAUUAAGACCUUUGUGAAAUGAUGAAAAAGAAUUAUGUUAUCUUUGAUAUGGAGAUCAAGGAAAACGAAGGAUUACACUUCUCUACCAAGGUUAAGGAAAUGAUUAAAAAUAGAUCGAAUGGAAACAAUAAAAUUAAAUAUACCAUAUAUAAUUAAACAUUAAAGGAAUAAUUUUAUGGUUAUCCAAAUUCAAGAAUAACAUAUCUGAAAUGGAUUUUAGUCUCAACUCUAAUCGUAAUAACUCAAUUAACAUUAAUGAUCAUAUAUAUUUCUAAGAUUUGA
Messenger RNA from Paramecium octaurelia, 712 nucleotides. Lineage: Eukaryota; Ciliophora; Oligohymenophorea; Peniculida; Parameciidae. The record is from the annotation of a GenBank genome assembly.